GAAGUAUUUUUAGAAAUAUGAAAUUGUUCAGCAAAAACCAGCUUAAUUUUCAAGAUUUUGGAGGAUUUGAUGUUAAAAUAGUUUGCUCCAAUAGGCAUUUUUUUCUUCACAGACUGGUUUUGGCCGGGUCCAGCUCAUUUCUUAGAACUAUUCUUAAGGAUGUUGAUUUAGAGGAUGAUUAUUGUAUCCUCAUUUUACCUGAAAAUACCCCAGAAGAAGUGGAGAACAUGGUAUCCCUACUGUACAGUAUGGAUGCAGCUUUCGCAAAACCGGUUUCAAGGAUAGUGGAUCAGUUGGGUAUUGGGGAAUUUAGCCAAUCAAGACCCAUAACAGAGCAAUUUCUCUCUGCUGGGGGAAGCACACGCACACCUGAAACAGAAAAGAAAACGAAGCUAGAAGAUAAAAAUUCGAAUGAUUACCAUAAAACUAUAAACAGAACUGAGAACAAUUUUGAUGAAAACUCAGAAAUCAGAGACCAAAAGAAAUUUCUUAAACACACGAUAAAUGCGCCUUUAAAAAAAGGUGGAUUGAAUGGAAGCAAAUACACGUGCAAUUUUUGUACCUUCUCCACAGACCGGAAGUUUAGUUUAUCAAGACAUCUUGACCGGAAACAUCCUGACACUGGACCAGAUUCUGGAGAUUUGAAUGCGGCUGAAUCAAAUAAGUUAACCGGAACAGAACUAUACCAAGGGUGUAUGCCUGACGAACAGGACUUAAUGGACUGUAUUGCUGUUCAAGAAUUAGAAGAAACAGCUGUGCAGAUGCAACAAAAUCAAAAUGAUCCUGAACCGACGCUGUACCCUUGUAAUAUCUGUGAAUUUUCGACGAAAAAAAUGCACACUUUGAGAAAACACAAGUUUACAGAGCAUCCAGACCAUGUGGCAGUGGAGGAGGAUUUGAAAAGGUUCUCAUGUGAACAAUGUGAGUUUACGUCCGACAGAAGAUAUAGUUUGCAGAGACACAUGGAAAGGAAACAUCCGGAUUUAAAGAAAACAGUUUCUACUGCUCAACCCUACACCUGUGAAAGAUGUCCCUACACUGCCCAGCUGUACUCUAUACUACAAGAACAUGUACAUAAAGUACAUAAUAAACCUGUUCCUAUUCUUCCUUGUGAUAAAUGUGAAUAUGUAGCACCUAGCAGGCUCAAACUAAAGCAGCACAGAAGUAUGAAACAUGAAAAAAGCAUUUUUAAUUGUGACAAAUGUACCUUUUCUGCGCGCAAGUUUUCAAUGGUAAAAAGACACAAAAUAAGCGAGCACGGUGGGUUUUCGUGUCCGCACUGUGAAUACACUACAAAUCUACUUCCAAGCCUUAGAAUCCAUGUGUCUGGGAAACAUGAAGGUGCUAAGUAUCUAUGUGAUCAGUGUGCUUAUGUUGGAUCAUUUCUAACAAGUCUACAUGCACAUAAAAAGAAGGUCCAUGAGGGUGCACGGUAUUCCUGUGAUAGUUGUGAGUUUACUACAACGAGUUCCAGUGCUUUGGGAAAGCACAAACAGAUCAAACACCUGGGCGUCAAGUACUUUUGUGAUCAGUGUGAAUAUUCAACAACCAUUAGAUUUAGUUUAAAAACACACAUUCAGUCGAACCACGAUGGUAUCCGGCAUCCCUGUAAUGAAUGCAGCUACCAGGCGACAACUUUACAGAUCUUGAAGAGUCACAAGAAGAGCAUCCAUGAAGGGGUUCGCUAUCCCUGUGAUAUGUGUGGAUAUGCUGCUACUGCUAAAUAUAAACUGAAAUUACACAAGAUGAAAAGGCAUGUUACAGAGUAAAUGGUCAAACUUAUGAUUUAAAUUUUAUUUAAUUGAUAAUUUAAAAAAUUAGAUUAUUUUAAUUAUUUUUCUGUAAUA
This is a messenger RNA of Eurytemora carolleeae, 1847 nucleotides long. Its product is annotated as zinc finger protein 142. Gene Ontology annotation, biological process: regulation of transcription by RNA polymerase II. The record is from RefSeq and is a predicted model, not a curated record. Gene Ontology annotation, molecular function: DNA-binding transcription factor activity, RNA polymerase II-specific; RNA polymerase II transcription regulatory region sequence-specific DNA binding; protein binding. The coding region runs from base 18 to 1769 and encodes 583 amino acids. The transcript has 13 exons. Gene Ontology annotation, cellular component: nucleus. NCBI's taxonomy places the organism in Eukaryota, Metazoa, Arthropoda, Copepoda, Calanoida, Temoridae.